This is a messenger RNA of Plasmodium reichenowi, 621 nucleotides long. RefSeq names its product putative exported protein. Lineage: Eukaryota; Apicomplexa; Aconoidasida; Haemosporida; Plasmodiidae. The record is from RefSeq and is a predicted model, not a curated record. The transcript is spliced from 2 exons. The coding region runs from base 1 to 621 and encodes 206 amino acids.
AUGUCAAGAGUUUUAAUUUUUUUUAAAAAUUUAUUAUUAAUAUAUAUUUCUAAUUGCCUAUUAUACUUUAAUAAUAAGCAUUUAUUAAGUAUCAUGCAUUAUGAAAUGUACAAUACUAGGUUGGUUUCGAAUUUAAUUAUAAAACGAAGAUUAAGUGAAAUGUUAAUAUAUAACAAAAGAUCACAAUUAAAGGUCUCAAACAUUAAUAAUUAUAAUGAUGAUCAUGAAGAAAAUAAAAAUAGUUUAACUCAAAAAACAGAAAUGUUAAAAACUUUAAAUAGAAAUGAAAAUAAUAGAAAAUCAAAAAAAAGAAGAAAUUAUGAUGUAACUAAAAAAAAAGAAACGUUAGAAGAUUUACUAAAAGAAUAUGAUGAAGAAAUGAAAGAAAUAAAAAAAAAAAAAAAAAAAUCUUUUUUUAAAAGAGCAAAACUUGUAUUAGAAGCAUUUGAUAAUAUUUUUAUAGACAAGGUAACAGAUACAAAUAUACAUGAAAAAUAUUCAGAAUUAGAAGAAGAGAUAUUUGAAAAUGCUAUUAUACUUUCCAGUUCCUCGAUGAUUUUUGCUAUACCAAUAUUUUCAUAUUUAUGUAAACGCAUUAAUUUUUUCGAUUCACCUCAAUAA